AUGCCUGUCAGUCAGUAUGCUGACAGCUUCGACGAUGACGGCUUCGACGACGACUAUGACGACGACUACGACCAUGACGACGCGACGGCCCUGAGUCCAGAGGACGAAGCUGCCAUGGCCGAAGGUACUGCAAAGGUCCGCAAGGCACUCGGGAAGGCCUCAUCUAAGGUGACUCUGAAGCAAAUUCAAGACGCCUUGUGGAACUACUACUACGAGGUCGACAAGUCGGUUGCCUUCCUGAACAAGACGUUCAUCGAACCAGCCCAGCCCAAGCCUGCCCCGAAAGUAUCUGUUCCCAAGAAGACGCCUGAAGGUAUGUCUCGAAACAUUUCAUUUUCUGCUGUAAAUCGCCCUUUCCCGGGGCUAUACGGAGCAGAGCCUCAGUCUUCAGCAACCGAGGACGACAGGCUACCGUCUUUCCCGGUUCUCGUCAGGCCACACAUCUCGAUCCAGUCGUACUUUGACGACAUGCCUUGGCUGGACACGCCUCAAGAUCGCCAGUCUAUAUUUGUGGCACCCUGGAGGCCCCGUGGAGGACUGUUGGGAGGUGGCGAAGGCGCUGGUGGUAUGACCAAGCUCCAGAAGCUGGCCGCUGCCAGGAAGAAGAAGAAUGAAGAGAAGAAGGGCCAGGACAAGGCCGGGAUAGCUGAGAAUGGCAUCGAACAGCUCUCCAUAUCCGACUCACCGGCGAAUAGUCGUGGAGAGCGCGUGCAUCCGCUGGCCAAGCGACAGAGAACCUCAAAGCAAUCCGAGGUUUCGUCACAGCAGCCGCUGGCAUCUCAGCAGCCCAUCAGCCAAGUCCACCAGGAAGUCGGCGCGUCUUCAUCUACCCCACCAAGCGGAAAUCCUGAUGAACAGGGGCGGCAAGAAGAUGAACUAGGUGUGGCAAAGGCAGCACCGUCUGCCUUUGCGCAGACCCUGUUCGGCUCUGCUCCUGUGGCGCCCAACCCUAAGAGACGCGAUGUUUUCCCCAUGCCAUAUAUUUCAUCACCGUCCUUUUCUGCCGAGACAUUUUCUGAGCCUAGCCCCGACGACAUCGUCUUUGCCGCUCAGUCCAAAGCGGGCAAGAAAACUCCGGCGAGCGCUAAGGCGACAAAGAAGGAUGGAAAGGGUGAAACCGGAUCAGAAGCCGACAAGACCGCAUCCGGGCUGUCCAAUCUAAAGAUCAACGACGCUCCCCCGCCUAAGAGCAAGGGGCUAGACGUGGUGAAAGAAUUUGAAGCCAGCGACAGCAAGAGGAGCGCCAGCUUUGUGGUCGUCGGCCAUGUUGACGCUGGGAAGAGCACACUCAUGGGUCGACUGCUGAUGGAGCUCAAGUACGUUGAGCAACGGACCAUCGACAGGUAUCGGAGAGAAGGGGAGAAGACUGGCAAACAGUCAUUUGCUCUAGCAUGGGUCAUGGACCAGAGGAGCGAAGAGCGAGAUCGCGGUGUUACCAUCGACAUUGCCACAAGUUACUUCGAGACGGACCAGACAAAGUUCACCAUCCUAGAUGCGCCAGGACACCAAGACUUUGUCCCCAACAUGAUUGCAGGGGCGAGCCAGGCAGAUUUUGCCAUCCUGGUCAUCGACGCGAAUACGGGCGCCUACGAAAAGGGACUCAAGGGCCAGACUCGAGAACAUGUCUUGCUCCUGCGUAGUCUAGGUGUGCAGCGUCUGGUUAUUGCAGUCAACAAGCUUGACAUGGUCGGCUGGUCAAAGGAGCGUUUCGACGAGAUCAGCCAAGAGGUGUCCGGGUUCUUGACUGGCCUAGGCUUUCAGGAGAAGCAGGUCAAAUUCAUCCCCAUCUCGGGACUGGAAGGCCACAACAUCGUGCGGCCCAUCGAGGACCCGGCAGCAUCGUGGUACAAAGGAGGCACCCUUGUCGAUGCUCUGGAGGCAUCCGGCUCAUCAGCUACCCGAGCCCUGCGAAAGCCGCUGAGGAUGUCCAUUUCCGAGGUCUUCCGAUCACAGCAGGGCACGACAAUGAUCAGCGGGCGCAUAGAUUCGGGUUCGAUGCAGCUUGGCGACGUCCUCAUUGUCCAGCCCAGUGGAGAAAACGCCUACAUCAAAUCCAUCAUGGUGGACAACGAGGGGCACGACUGGGCCGUGGCCGGACAGAAUGUCAGCAUUGCCCUCACCAACAUUGACCCGAUCCACAUCAAGGUCGGAGACAUUCUUUGCCACCCAACGAAUGCCAUUGCGUGCGGCGACUCGUUCACGAUGAAGGCCAUGGCAUUUGAGCAUAUACUGCCGUCACCCAUCGAUCUGCACAGAGGCCGGCUGCACGCACCCGGCCAAAUCCUGAGCCUCCUGGCGACCCUAGAUAAGGCCACAGGUGAGGUUACCAAGAAGAAACCGAGGGUAGUACAGCCCGGUGGCGUGGCACGGAUCCGCAUCAAGCUGGAGACCAAGGUGCCGUUGGAGGCUGGACAACGAGUGGUUAUCAGGAGCAACGGGGAGACUGUUGCGGCGGGAUUGCUCGAGUGA
Messenger RNA from Geosmithia morbida, 2469 nucleotides. RefSeq names its product elongation factor 1 alpha-like protein. Bases 1 to 2469 code for a protein of 822 amino acids. Gene Ontology annotation, biological process: translation. Gene Ontology annotation, molecular function: GTP binding; GTPase activity. NCBI's taxonomy places the organism in Eukaryota, Fungi, Ascomycota, Sordariomycetes, Hypocreales, Bionectriaceae. The transcript is spliced from 3 exons. The record is from RefSeq and is a predicted model, not a curated record.